AUGAGAGGCUCACACCUCCUUCCUAAACAACUCCGCUCCCUGGGCCAGAGCGACAGCUGGCUGAAUCGCACAGUCACCUCGAAUCUACUGGCAGUUUGCCACGUUGCCUGCGGACAUCCUAUUCAUACCAUCGUUGCCAUUGCUCUUCUCGCCAGUACCUCCUAUGUUGGCCUAUUACAAGAGAGCCUGUUUGACAGUGGGGUCAAGUCUUUACAACACAAUGGUCGGGUAGACGUUGAGGCACUCCUGAAAGGGAGUAGAACGCUGGAACUGUCUCAGAACACCGCUUGGAAGUGGCAGUUCUCCGAGGAUUUUAGCGUCCCUAUAGUGUCGCUGGGUCCCAACCACUACGCUCUUACGACCUUCGUUUUCCCUGAUUCUUCCUCGACACAGCUGGCUCCCGAGGUAGACUCUGUUCACGUGCCUUCCAAUGUCACAGCCAACAACAUCCCGACUACCUCAAACGUCCUCUCAUCCAUCUCGCACGACACCUCACUCGCAUUCUAUGCUGCAUUUUCCGAACUCCCAGAUUUUCUGCGGUCUGUGCAAGAGCUCCCAGCACGACAUACACCCUCGACAGAUGAUGACUCCGCUCUCUGGAUCAUGAAAGCGGCACGAAUAGGUGCCAAUGGCUCGCGAGGAACAUAUGCGACGUGGUUCAAAGAGGGCUGGACCUCCUUCGUGGACCUGAUCAAGCAUGCCGAGACUCUGGACAUUGUCAUCAUGGCUCUUGGCUACUUGUCCAUGCAUCUGACUUUUAUCUCGCUAUUUCUUUCUAUGAAGCGCCUCGGUUCCAACGCCUGGUUGGCUGUCUCGGUCUUGUUUUCUAGCCUGUUUGCAUUUUUGUUCGGAUUGGUGACGACCACCAAGCUUGGAGUUCCUAUCAACAUGGUCCUGCUUUCGGAAGGCUUGCCAUUUCUAGUUGUCACCAUUGGGUUCGAAAAGUCCAUCAUUCUCACAAAAGCUGUGCUUUCUGCAUCUUACGAUACCAAGCGACGACCAACGGAGAAUGGGUCCGCCAACGGGAGCGCUACUGGACCAGUAGUUGCUCCAAAUGCACCAAACUCCAUUCAGGACGCCAUCCAGAUCGCGGUCAAAGAGACCGGAUUCGAAAUUGUUCGGGAUUACGCAAUUGAGAUUGCCAUCCUUGUUCUUGGUGCAGCUUCGGGCAUCCAAGGUGGUCUGCGACAGUUCUGUUUCCUGGCGGCAUGGAUCCUUUUCUAUGACUGUGCUCUGCUCUUUACCUUUUACGCCACCAUUCUCUGCAUCAAGCUAGAAAUCAAUCGCAUUAAGCGUCAUGUCGCAUUGCGCAGAGCGCUGGAAGAGGAUGGCAUCAGCCACAAGGUCGCCGAAAACGUGGCCACUGGCAACGACUGGCCGAGUGGUUCGGCGGAUCACACCGGAUUUAACAUUUUCGGCCAGAAGAUCAAGGCCAAUAGCGUGCCCAAGUUCAAGAUCUGGAUGGUCACCGGCUUCAUUAUCAUCAAUGUUGUGAACCUUUGCACGGUGCCUUUUCGCACCAUGAGCAACAUCAAGGCUCCGGGAGCUUCUAUACCAAGCGUUUUGACACCCGCGCCUAUCGAUCCUUUCAAGGUUGCAGAGAAUGGCUUGGAUGCGAUAUAUGUGAUGGCAAAGAGCAGGAAACUUGACACCUUCGUUACUGUUCUACCACCUAUCAAAUAUGAGUUCGACUGUCCAUCGCUUCAACAUGACGUUCAAGACGACCUCGGCUUCUUUGAUCAAGAAUAUACAGACCAGUUCUUGAACGUUGUAGGCGGUCGUGUCAUUGGAGGAGUCUUGAAGAGUCUCGAGGAUCCUGUUUUAAGUAAAUGGUUCCUCAUUGUCCUGACGCUCAGUCUGAUCCUGAACGGAUAUUUGUUCAAUGCGGCGCGCUGGAGUAUGAAAGAGCCACAGUCGUCGACGAGUUCACCAGAGGGUACGAAGGCUCCACGGCUGGAAUUAUCUGCGGCACCAAAACCCAAGCCGCUCAACCUCGACUUAUCAGCCACAUCAGAUCGAUCAUCAGCUGAGGCCGAGCAAAUGCUGAAAGAAAAGAAAGCUGCAUUCCUUACAGACGAAGAGUUGAUAGAGCUCUCUUUGAAAGGCAAGAUCCCGGGUUACGCCAUUGAAAAGACCCUAGAAAACCUAGAAGUCAUGACUCGGCUGGAUUCAUUCGUCCGAGCAGUCAAGGUACGAAGAGGUGUCGUGUCGAGGACGCCAGCUACCAAACAGUUUUCAGCUGCAUUGGAAGCCUCCAAAGCCCCCUACAGAGACUACAACUAUGAGCUUGUCCACGGCGCCUGCUGUGAGAAUGUCAUUGGGUAUCUACCUCUGCCUCUUGGGGUUGCUGGUCCCCUGGUCAUUGAUGGUCGAAGCUACUUUCUUCCUAUGGCCACGACUGAGGGUGUACUAGUCGCUAGCACAAGCCGUGGUUGUAAGGCCAUCAAUUCUGGUGGCGGUGCUACUACCAUCCUCACUGCCGACGGAAUGACAAGAGGACCAUGCAUGAGCUUCCCGACCGUAACCAGAGCCGGAGAGGCUAAGAUAUGGUUAGAUUCGGAAGAAGGUCAGAAGAGAAUGCGAGAGGCUUUCAACUCCACCAGUCGCUUCGCCCGAUUGCAAUCUAUGAAGUCGGCGAUAGCUGGCACCAACCUCUAUGUCCGAUUCAAGACAACCACUGGAGACGCCAUGGGCAUGAACAUGAUCUCCAAAGGCGUUGAAAAGGCCCUCAAUGUCAUGUCAACCGAAUGUGGCUUUGAUGAUAUGGCCAUCAUAUCACUCUCUGGCAAUUACUGCAUUGACAAAAAAGCGUCGGCCAUCAAUUGGAUCGAUGGACGAGGUAAAGCAGUCGUUGCUGAGGCCAUUAUCCCUGGUGACGUGGUUCGGAACGUGCUCAAGAGUGAUGUGAAUGCUCUCGUAGAGCUCAACAUCUCGAAGAAUCUGGUCGGUAGUGCUAUGGCAGGCAGUAUUGGUGGAUUCAACGCCCAUGCUGCGAAUAUUGUCGCUGCUAUGUUCUUAGCCAUGGGUCAAGAUCCGGCUCAGGUGGUUGAGAGCGCCAAUUGCAUCACGCUCAUGAAGAAUAACAACGGAAACCUACAAAUCAGUGUGUCGAUGCCCUCCCUGGAGGUUGGCACUAUUGGUGGUGGGACCAUCCUCGAAGCGCAGUCGUCGAUGCUUGAUCUGCUUGGUGUGCGAGGAGCUCAUCCCACCAAUCCUGGCGACAAUGCUCGACAGUUAGCUAGGAUUAUUGCAGCAGCUGUGCUCGCUGGUGAGCUUAGCUUGUGCAGUGCUCUUGCAGCUGGUCACUUGGUCAAGGCGCACAUGGCGCAUAACCGGAGUGCAGCCCCAACGCGGACUUCUACGCCUGUGUCUGCUGCAGUUGAACCUUUCCUUAAGGCUCAGAAUGGGUCUAACGUCCCUUCGUCACUGAAGAUGACGAAUGGGAAAUGA
This is a messenger RNA of Exophiala viscosa, 3450 nucleotides long. RefSeq names its product 3-hydroxy-3-methylglutaryl-CoA reductase. NCBI's taxonomy places the organism in Eukaryota, Fungi, Ascomycota, Eurotiomycetes, Chaetothyriales, Herpotrichiellaceae. Gene Ontology annotation, molecular function: protein binding; hydroxymethylglutaryl-CoA reductase (NADPH) activity. The record is from RefSeq and is a predicted model, not a curated record. Gene Ontology annotation, cellular component: endoplasmic reticulum membrane; peroxisomal membrane. Gene Ontology annotation, biological process: isoprenoid biosynthetic process; coenzyme A metabolic process; ergosterol biosynthetic process. The transcript is spliced from 3 exons. Bases 1 to 3450 code for a protein of 1149 amino acids.